GUCUGAAACCCGUUGUGCAGGCCAGACUGGCUUCUGAGUGCUGGGAUUACAGGCAUGUACCACUACACCCAGCAAGAAGAUGGAUUUCUGAUGCCCUUACAGUCAAAUUGGAGAACGGUAGCUUUGGGUUUGUUUUCACUCUGGCCUGACCUGGGUAACCCAGGCCUUUAGGGGACCCGAUCUCACUGCUCGUGUCCCUGAAUCCUUCUCCUCCUCAUCUUGUCAGCUUUGUUGUUUGUUUCCAGAGGCAGAAUGUCAACAUGUCAGAAAAAAACAGGGAUGUGAUGACCAAGGUACACAGUGCAUGUCCCAUGUCCCUGGUGUGGCUAUGUGGGAGGCAUGGAGAAACCACAGUUUUACCAAACAGAGCUACUGUAGAUAUUUCUUGUGCAAGCAUAAACCUGGUUGCCCACAAUUUAAAGCAUAUGUUGUUUUAAUGUGUCAGAUUUUGUCACUGUCAAUGGUCAAUGAUCUGCAUAAAGAGAUAAAUGAAAUCCCAAGUGACCUUUGAGUAGCCAUCCUGGUUAAAAUGACUUUCCCCUUUCUUUGGUCCUUUGUUAGCUAUCCUUACAAUUCUCUUAUGCUUGCUAUGAUAGACUAACAAUGCAGGCAAGGCGUUCAGCCUUGGCCUCUGCCUCUAGUACGGACACGAUUUUCUUCUUAAAAUCUAAAAGAGGAGAUGUGGGAAGCACAGAGGUCUUUGUGUUCACAAAUGAGCACAAGGGGAAACUGGGAUUUUGAACACACAGGGUUGCUUCUUCAAAGAAAAGGGAUACAAACCUAGUAUCCCACCCAAAAGACUGGGAGCAGAUGUGGCUAAUAGCCUGGGGAUCUUCACGCUAUCUGUGUGGCUGAGACCACACUGGAUCCUCCCUAAGACCCUUAUCAUGAGCUUGUCAAUCUACAGAGCCCUUCUUUAUGGAAGACAUCCCAUGUGUGAUUUACAGAGAGUUUUGAUGUAGUCAUGUCUUAAGCUUUGUUGUACACAUGGGAUUAUGACCAGGAAAAUCGCACCAGUCUGUGCUGUUCUCAAAUAUACCUAAAAUAUACCACUUCAGGUCCCACUACUUAGUCAUAUUGAACCUUCCUACUUUCUUACCUCCCACAGAUCAUUACUCUGCUGGCCAUGGUGCUUGCAGAGACCCCCGAAUGGGUAGAGCAGGCACAGAUAGGUGACUGAGCUGAUCCCAUAUUGAAAUUAUUUCUUCCAAGGAAUAAAGCAUGAUAAAGUCAAGAGGAUGGAUCUGAACCCAGACCCUGGCUCUGCAAAUGCUGGCUGUACACUCUUGGGCCGCUACCAAGCCUUCCUAAGCUCUGGGUGCCUGAUUCUCCCCCUCCCCUAAUAGUUGGAAGCCAGUUCACUGGGGAGUGCCUUUAGUGUUGAGAUGAAGCAAGGAAUAUGAAGGUGAAGGUAGAAUGUAGCCACGCCCCCACCACCAUUGGCCAACCCAGGUUUUGCUGAUGUCCUGGUGACUCUCUUCCUCUAGUGCUGAAGUGGAGUGUGACCCAGAUGCUUAAAUACAUGAUUGGCUCCUAUGAAGAAAGAUGGCAAAGUUCCUCUCCCUGACACCCCAGAAACAGGUGCUGAUCCUUACUGUGAGGUAGAGCCUGCUCAGUCCACUUCCAGAUUCAAAGUUGAAGCUUAGGGGCAGGAGUAGUAGCCAGGAUCAGAACAGAUGUGAAUUCAGACCCACCCGCAGAGUGUCUUUGGAAACACCAUGACACACUCCAAAAGGGUCCUGCAGUCUCUUGGCUAUGUAGUGGGAUAUAAGCCUAAGGGCCAAGGAUGUUCCAAGUAUUAAGUGUCAGCACAUAAGCACAUACACACAGGCACAUGCAUGCAUGUGUGCUAAUUCAUGCACGCACAUACACAACCCCUCCCCCACAUACAUACAUAGGCAUGCACAUACACAGUUGUUAGAUACUUUUGGCUUUACUCCCCAGAGAUUAUGUAUUUUCCCCAAGCCUCCCCAACACUCGAACCCUCUUAAAGAUUCUCCUCAAAUACUUAAGAAACAAAGUAACAAACGGUGACUUGUUCUCGGUUCACAAAGAACAAGGACCUUCCAGACAGGCACACUGACUUUGACAAAGCAAUGGGGCAGCCCUGUGUGUACCUCUUGAAUGGGGCUGUGAAGAACACUAAAGGAAUCCUAGAGGGAGAGCCAGUUCAUGCUGGGCCAGAUGCUGACCGUGGCACACUUACAUUAUUAAAAAGUAUGGUUUGGUCUGAUGGAGCCUCUCUCAGGCACAUGCUCAUUCACAUGGGAGAUUGGUAAGGUUAUUAGAGCCCCAGUUGCGCUAUUUUAGGUAGCACCCAUUUAGCAGGGUGCGCUAAUCGUGGCCGAAUGAGUGCAGCUGCACCAGAAUGAUACGGGAUCAUAAAACUGCCUUCCCUUUCUGUGUGGAAGCCCACCAUCUGCAACACUUCCUCUUCCUCUGCAAGUCUUCCCUGUUUGGGACUGCUGGGACAAUGGGAGGGGAUCAGGAAAGUUCUUCAGCCUCUGUCUGACUUGGCGUCCUCCGCUCCAUGCUGAAACUAUCCUAAGCCUUUCUCCCUCUUUAUUCCUGAAGAGCAACUCUGGUAGCCUAUGAAGACCUGUGACCUCCCACAGAUUCUGUUUUGAGGCCAACAUAGGUAUGAUUGCCUUGAGGUUGGUGUGCACCACGGGUUCUGUGUUCCCUCCUGUCCCCUCCUGGCAGCCUUUCUUAGCUCUGAAGAUGAAUCAGCUUGAGUUGAAACACUUAAGUGGAAGAUGCUGGAGCAGCUGCUUCCACACUUGAAGUCGUUCCCACUUGGGAUUCUCGGAGCACCCCUUGGGGAAAGACAUUUUCUGCUCCCGCUAAGUUGGCAAGGCCUGCUUCCCGAGCCUCCUGAGCAGCGUGACUGCUGGGCCAGCGCCUCCUGAACGUCCCACCCUCUCCUCCUGAGGGCACACUGGGAGAAUCAUGGGAGAGACAGAAGGGAAGAAAGAGGAGGCUGACUAUAAGCGGCUGCAGACUUUCCCCCUGGUCAGGCACUCGGACAUGCCAGAGGAGAUGCGAGUGGAGACCAUGGAGCUUUGUGUCACAGCCUGUGAGAAAUUCUCCAACAACAACGAGAGUGCUGCGAAGAUGAUCAAAGAGACAAUGGACAAGAAGUUUGGCUCCUCCUGGCAUGUGGUGAUCGGCGAGGGCUUUGGGUUCGAGAUCACCCAUGAGGUGAAGAACCUCCUCUACCUGUACUUCGGGGGAACCCUGGCUGUGUGUGUGUGGAAGUGCUCCUGACAGCACCCGCAGCUCUCCUGCCUCUCCUCUGGACUGGGGAGCAGCCCUAGGCAGAGCCUGGCUCCUGUAAGGAGAGUUCCGAGUUUUCUUUUGUCCUUGUGUACCAGUUUCCUGAGCCACAUUCAGGUGUGAAUUUUGUGACAUCUCCACUCCCAGGCUCUCCAUUGUCUCCCUCUGAGUCCUGAGCUGUGGACAGGCUUCUCUGUGUGCAUGAGGGGUGGGAUUGUGUGACGGGUGAGGUCAUGGGAUUUUUCUCCUUGGAAUGGAUUGAUCCCACCCUCCAUCCCAGGAGCCCAAAGCCCUUCUGCCCCCAAGACUCCUGGGAAGUAUCUAUUCGUUUGUCUUUAGUGGCUAUGUAGAAGUAGCCUAAGACGAGGCCUCUCCUCUCAUGAGACACAGGACACUUCUCUCCUUGUCGUUGGGGAAGGGGUUCCCUCUCUCCUCCCCAGCCUAACCCGGAGCUGAACAGACCACCAUUUCUUACUGGACCAGCAGUUCAUAGCCCUGGCUUUGGCAUGAGAAUCACACAGUCUUCCUGUCCCCUUCUCUCUCCCAGCCCGGGCCACACAUCCAUAGCACCUCCAUCAUAUCAGCCGUGUGGCUGAGAGCUAGGGCCAUGGUGCAGAGCGAGUUCUCAAGCUGUUGCUGAACUCCGGUGAGACACCUGGGCCAGGAGUGCGCUCACCGUGAGGCCCCCUUAGCAGGGAACCUGGCCUGCCAGGACUUCAUCAGGGACCGCAUGCUCUUUGUACUUCUUACCUUGCUGGCUUUUCUAGAUUCUUUUUGAGUGUGGGGAGAAGGGUUUUAGUAGAAGGGUGAACCAUAUUUUACACAGCGGUCUUAUUUAUAUAAACGUCUUGGUUUUUACAAUUAAAAUGACUAAAAGCUAAACUUA
Myodes glareolus (Bank vole) is the source of this 4162-nucleotide messenger RNA. NCBI's taxonomy places the organism in Eukaryota, Metazoa, Chordata, Mammalia, Rodentia, Cricetidae. The record is from RefSeq and is a predicted model, not a curated record.